UCGUUCGGAGUUGAGGAAAUAGGGUUUUAGCAUUGUGCAGUGAGAGUGAGAGUAGUAGGAAGAGAGAUCGAGAAGCGAAGCACGAUGAGUUCGGUGAAGAGACGAGAGAGUGUGCGAAGCAGCAGAGAGGAAGAUCAACUGAUAGUGACGCCAUUAGGCGCCGGAAACGAAGUGGGUCGUUCAUGCGUUUACAUGUCCUACAAAGGCAAAACCAUUUUGUUCGAUUGCGGAAUCCACCCUGCGUAUUCCGGCAUGGCCGCGUUGCCCUAUUUCGACGAGAUUGACCCUUCCACCGUCGACGUUCUUCUCAUCACUCACUUCCACUUGGACCACGCCGCUUCCCUCCCCUACUUUCUCGAGAAAACCACCUUCAAAGGCCGCGUUUUCAUGACCUACGCCACCAAGGCCAUUUACAAGCUCCUCUUGUCUGAUUUCGUCAAAGUCAGCAAGGUCUCCGUCGAGGAUAUGCUUUAUGAUGAACAGGACAUCAACCGUUCCAUGGAUAGAAUUGAGGUUAUUGAUUUCCAUCAAACAGUGGAAGUGAAUGGUAUUCGAUUCUGGUGUUAUACUGCAGGCCAUGUCCUUGGGGCUGCUAUGUUCAUGGUUGACAUAGCUGGUGUUCGAGUGCUGUACACUGGAGAUUAUUCACGUGAGGAAGACCGCCAUCUCCGAGCUGCUGAGACCCCACAGUUCUCCCCCGAUGUAUGCAUUAUAGAGUCCACCUAUGGUGUACAGCACCAUCAGCCUCGGCACACACGGGAAAAACGCUUCACUGAGAUUUUCAUGACCUACGCCACCAAGGCCAUUUACAAGCUCCUCUUGUCUGAUUUCGUCAAAGUCAGCAAGGUCUCCGUCGAGGAUAUGCUUUAUGAUGAACAGGACAUCAACCGUUCCAUGGAUAGAAUUGAGGUUAUUGAUUUCCAUCAAACAGUGGAAGUGAAUGGUAUUCGAUUCUGGUGUUAUACUGCAGGCCAUGUCCUUGGGGCUGCUAUGUUCAUGGUUGACAUAGCUGGUGUUCGAGUGCUGUACACUGGAGAUUAUUCAC
Molecule: messenger RNA, 1045 nt
Organism: Cajanus cajan (pigeon pea)
Lineage: Eukaryota; Viridiplantae; Streptophyta; Magnoliopsida; Fabales; Fabaceae
Source: RefSeq, a predicted model, not a curated record